UCAUUGGAUAAAAACACUUUCAAAGGGCAAGGAAAUACACCAUAUGCAACAGACAUUUGUGAAGGGGAUUUCCAUCGACAUAUACUUUUUAAAAUACGGAAUAUAGUUUAAGAAAACGGCUGUAGUUUAAUUAGUAAGAUGUAUAGACCUAAUUUGAUGGUUUUUGUUUUAUAUUUUUCACUGGAAUGUAUUUGCCAGAGCCGAAGCGCCAUCUACUCCCUGAAUUACAUCUACACUGCCCUGUCAAAGCCAGUAGAAUUGCCUGGUAUCCAUGAGUUCACUGCCAUGGGCCUGAUGAAUAACAAACAGAUCGACUACUAUGACAGUGUGGCAAAGAAGAAGAUUCCCAAACAGGACUGGAUGAGGGAGAAGCUGCCUGCAGACUACUGGGAAAAAGGCACUCAGUCACGCAAGAGCAAGGAGCAGUGGUUCAAAGUCAACGUCGACAUCUUAAUGAAGCGCAUGAUGCAUAACAGCACUGAUGUCCAUAUCCUUCAGUGGAAGCAUGGCUGUGAGAUUGACCAACAGCCAGACGGCACAUUGAAAUUCAUAAAGGGCAUUGACCAAUACAGCUACGAUGGUGACGACUUCCUGGCCUUCGAUGAUGCCACUAUGCAGUGGGUGGCCCCAGUUGAUCAAGCUCUGCCGACUAAGAGGAAGUGGGACGGGGUGCAGAUCCUCAACCAGUACACCAAAGGCUACCUGGAGAAGGAGUGUGUGGACUGGCUGUCUAAAUUCAUGGAAUAUGAGGAGAAAGAAUUUAGUAGUGCUGAUUCCCCUCCAAAGGUAUAUGCAUUUGCUAAAAAGGCCCAAAUUGCAGGACAUGUCCGACUGACCUGCAUGGCCACAGGGUUCUAUCCCAAAGAUGUGGAUAUGCGUAUUAAGAAGAAUGGGGUCCAAUUGACCACACAUGAUGGAGUGCUGUCUACAGGAGUCCUACCCAAUGAUGAUGACACCUACCAGAUCAGGAUGAGUGUGCAGAUCCCAGAGGCAGAUAAGGAAACUUAUGAAUGCUAUGUCAACCAUGACACUUUGAAGGAGCCAAUUGUGGAAAAAUGGGAUGGAAAAUGUUGUGACUGUGGAAGUGUUGUUGGUGGAGUCAUUGCGGCAGUCAUCUCCAUUAUUGUAGUUCUGAUCUUGGUUGGCGUGUUUUUUGUUCUGCACAGAAGAGGGACAAUUGUGAUUCCUUGCUUGAGAACUACAGGUAAAGGCAGCCAGAAUGAAGGGUCCUCAGACAGAGGCAGUGGGGAGAAUGUUAAGAAGUCAAUGCUGCCUAAUGGAAGUGUCUAGAUGACCGUUGGUGGCCAAACUUCCUGAGCGGACCAUUAAGGACAGUCAAUUCAUUCAUAAUUUUAUAGUAUGGCUAGGGCUGUUUCGGUUUGGCCACGAGUCAUGACAGCAGUCAAAUUCCACGUGACCGUUUAGUCACGGUAAUUAGGCUUCUCCAAGCUGCUGAUGGUCAUUAGUAGCCUA
Molecule: messenger RNA, 1473 nt
Organism: Coregonus clupeaformis (lake whitefish)
Lineage: Eukaryota; Metazoa; Chordata; Actinopteri; Salmoniformes; Salmonidae
Product: class I histocompatibility antigen, F10 alpha chain
Exons: 8
Coding region: 139-1290 (383 amino acids)
Biological process (GO): immune response
Cellular component (GO): external side of plasma membrane
Source: RefSeq, a predicted model, not a curated record